AUGGAGGCGAUGGAUUGUAGGCCAGAACCCGAGACGGAGAAAUCGCCCGGGUUCGACUUCGACCCUCAGGCUUCGAGGAAGUGGAUGCGAGACGCCUGGAUGCCGUUUGCGGUCGUCGUGGUGCUUCUGUAUCUUCUCCUCGUGAUUUGGUCCCGCGGUCUCGCGAAGGGAGGGCGGAAGGUGGAGGUCCUGGUGCCCCUCGUCGCUUGGAACGGGGGCCUUGCGAUCUUCAGUGCGGUGGGAGCCUGGAAGGUUUUUCCCUGGUUUUACUUCGUCCUUUUCAGUCGGGGAUUCUACUGCAGCGUCUGCUCUAAUUCAUACAUGACGGAAAGCCGGGAGACAGGCUACUGGAUAUUCUUGUUCGUCCUAUCAAAAAUCCCCGAACUGGGCGACACGGUGUUCCUACUGCUGAAGAGGCAACCCCUGACCUUCCUGCAUUGCUACCACCACGCGACGGUUAUCUUGUUCACGGCUCACAUCUACGUGGACUUCGCGGCGACGGGCAUCUGGUUCUGCGCGCUCAACUACGUCGUGCACGCACUCAUGUACUCGUACUACACGGUCAGGACCAUGGGGUUCCGGGUGCCUCGGUGGAUCGCAAAGGUCAUCACCUGCCUGCAGAUCUUGCAGAUGGUGCUGGGGACCGCUGCCACGGCGGGAGCGUUCUACUACAAGAUACGACGCUUUCCGUGUCAAAUGAAUGGUGUCAAUAUCGUGGUUUCCCUUGCCUUAUACUUGAGUUACUGGGUUCUCUUCUCCAUCUUCUUUCGGAAUUCGUAUGUUAAAACUAUCAGCAAAUGCACGACUCAGUAA
Darwinula stevensoni is the source of this 813-nucleotide messenger RNA. NCBI's taxonomy places the organism in Eukaryota, Metazoa, Arthropoda, Ostracoda, Podocopida, Darwinulidae. The record is from the annotation of a GenBank genome assembly.